AUGCAUCAAUAAAAAUUAGAAAUAUAAAAAAGAAUCAGAUCACCUUUAAUUCCAAAAAUAGAUCUAUAAAAAAAUAUAUCUUUAUUUUAAUCAUAAAAAUAGCAAUCUGAAAGAACAAAUGAUUUAAAAGCUUCCUAAAGUAAUAGUAAUAUGAUUGAAUUAAGUGGAUCUAGAUUUCUUUAAUCAAAAUCUAUUAAUACAGUACUAACUGGACACACUGAUAUUAUUUUAUGUAUUUGUGCUUUUUCAAAUUCUUCUAUUUUAUCAGGAAGUGUAGGAGGAACAAUUAGAAUAUUUUAUAUAGACAAUGCCUUAACCUCAACAAAAUUAAAUGAUCAUUCUGGGGAUAUUUUAUCAUUAGUAAAAAUUAAUGAUACAAAUUUUGGUAGUGCAAGUUCUGAUCAAACUAUUCGAAUAUGGAAUUUUUAAAGAAAAGUAUGCGAAUAUAUUCUUGUUGGACAUUAAGAAUCUGUCAAAGCUCUAAUCUAUUUGCAAGACGUAAAUUAAUUGGCUUCAGGUAGCUUAGAUCAAACAAUUAAAAUUUGGUCACUCAAAAACCCAAAAAUAAAAUUAAACAUAUAAGAUAAUUAAAAGAUCUUAGCUCUUUGUUAUGUAUCAUAUAAAGGUUUAAUAGUAAGUGGAGGUGAUAGUAUAAUUAGUGUAUAUAAUAUUUUAAAUGGAUAUUGUAGAGAUAAAUUAGAAGGUCAUACAGGAAAUGUGCUUUGUUUGAAACAUUUAAAAGAUAUGAUAAAUGGAGAAUUUGUAUCUUUAAUCGCUUCUGGGAGUUCAGAUAAAAAGAUUAUUCUUUGGAAUUUGGAUAGAGCACUUAAAUUAUAAAUAUUGGUUGGGCAUUAAGAUAAUGUGUCAUGUUUGACUUUUGAUAGUGAAAAUAAUUAGCUUUGGUCUGGAGGUGCUGAUUAGACAAUAAGAUGUUGGGAUAUUGAAAAAGGUAAGUAAAUUUUUAUUUUUAAAAGACACACUGAUUAAAUUAGCUGUAUUGAGUAUAUUCCUAGUAGAGAAUUGAUAAUUAGCGGAAGUUGGGAUAAAAAAAUAAGAGUAAGUUCAAAAUCUAUUUUAAUUAAUUGA
Messenger RNA from Paramecium sonneborni, 1086 nucleotides. NCBI's taxonomy places the organism in Eukaryota, Ciliophora, Oligohymenophorea, Peniculida, Parameciidae. The record is from the annotation of a GenBank genome assembly.